This is a messenger RNA of Salarias fasciatus (jewelled blenny), 662 nucleotides long. RefSeq names its product mitogen-activated protein kinase kinase kinase 14-like. The record is from RefSeq and is a predicted model, not a curated record. Lineage: Eukaryota; Metazoa; Chordata; Actinopteri; Blenniiformes; Blenniidae. The transcript is spliced from 4 exons. Bases 36 to 563 code for a protein of 175 amino acids.
ACCUGAGCAGUCUGUCGCAGCUUCACUCGGCGGAGAUGCAGGAGCAGCUCCUGUCCUGUCUCAGCAGCGGUCCGUAUUCCAACUGGGAGCCAUGGGACAAGAAGGACUCCGGCCGCUGGUCCCUGAGCCUCGGAGACGACCUCAGCUCCGGCGUCUUCUCCUCCAACAGUCAGCCGGACGCGCCGGUGUUCAGCGUGGAUCUGCUGGGCCACGCUCAAGUGCCGCCGCCCUGCUGCUUUGAAGGUGUGGACGUCUGCAUCCCAGACUUCAGCCGGAGGAGCAUUCGCAUCAGAGAGGCCCGGCGGGUGAAGGUGGGCCACAUCGCCACAGGAAUCAGCGAUCAGAUCUCGGAGAGGGUGUUCACGCUGCAGACCCCGCACGGCUGGCACGUGGCGCACGACGACGAGGUGCAGGACUCUGGCGUGGAGCUGUGCUGCGUCUCCGCCCCAGACUCCAGCCACAGCUGGAGGUGGAGGAUCAGAGACGGGGUGCUGGAGACCAGGUCCAGCCAGCAGCUCUGCUCUCCGCCCGGCAGCGGCCUCAGAUCAGCCAUUGAGGUGUGACCUUCAUCUCUGGCGCCCUGCGCUCUCAUUCGGGCUGUUCAGCCAACAUUUGCUGUUACAUUUCAGCUUUCAGUGUCAUGGUGGAUUUUCUUCCAGAGA